Molecule: messenger RNA, 840 nt
Organism: Linum trigynum
Lineage: Eukaryota; Viridiplantae; Streptophyta; Magnoliopsida; Malpighiales; Linaceae
Source: the annotation of a GenBank genome assembly
AUGGGAUCAUCAAGAGAUAACGAUCAAAUCGUGGAAUUCGAGGAUGAUGAAGUGGAGGAGAGUAUGGCUCGUACAAGGCUCAGCCUAAUUGGAAGAUUAUUCAUGGACAACAUGCCGACUCCUUUGCUCCAACGCAUUGUCAACAAUCUGUGGAGAUGCAGUGCUCUUGUGGCGGUUCUGGAAGCUGACAUGGGGCUAUUUCAAUUCCUGUUCAAAGACAAAAAUGACCUUAAUCGUGUGCUGCAGCGGGCACCAUGGAUCAUCAAAGAUCAUGUCCUCAUGCUGAUGGAGUGGGCUCCAGUGACAGAGCAGUUGUUCCACAGGCUGGCAUGGGUUCCUUUCUGGGCUCAACUGUGGGCGAUUCCGCCUCAAUGCAGAACUGUUAAACUGGGAAGGAGACUUGUUGCCAAGCUAGGAGAGGAAAUUGAUACUGGUCUGUAUGGUACUCGUGGGGACCUGGGAUACUUCAUCAAGUCAAGGGUGAGAAUCAACAUCAAGCUCUCACUCCGCACUAGACUCACGGCUAGCAAUCCAAGGCUCGGGGAAUUUAGAGUCGUGCUAAAGUAUGAACGACUACCGAUGUUCUGCUUCAAAUGUGGGAGAAUUGGCCAUGGGGAAAGGAUCUGCUCUUUCCCUCGUCACCAAGGUAAUGAAGUGUAUGGACCUGAGCUGUCUACCGAUCCUCUGGGCUUUAGACUGGAUGAAAAUACCAUGCUUCUGAUGAGAGUAGUAUGGCUGAAUCCGAACCAGCUGGAUGAAGUUAUGGCUGAGGUGGAGCAACUGGAUUUGGCUCCUAACAAUGAAGUGCACCCUGAGGAAGAGGUAACCUUAAUCCUGUAG